AUGCCUUGGGCACCCCAAAAACUGGGGUGCAGCCCCUGGGCACCCCAAAGAGUGGGUGAGCAUCCCCGUGGCACCCCAAAGAGCAGGCACGUUGCCUUGGGCACCCCAAAAAGCAGAGUGCAGCCCCUGGGUACCCCAAAGAAGAGGGUAAGCAACCCCUGGGCACCCCAAAAAGCAGCGCAGCAGCCCCUGGGCACCCCAAAGAGCGGCUGGCCGCGCAUCACCGCCUUCGCCGAGUCCCACCGGAGGCGGGGGCUGGUGUCGGGUGUGGAAGCGGAGGGGGAACAGGGUCAACCGGAGCCCACCCAGAUCCAACCCUCGGCGGGGGCCGGCUCCAGCGAUGGGGGGGUGAACCCCGAUUUACGCCGCCAGUUGGGCCUGAUCCUGCAAACGGCCGGCAGGAGCCAGGUGGAGAAGAUGCUGCGGGAGCUGGUGCGGGAGCAGGGGCAGGGGGGGAAGCGCCGGAACCGCAAGAAAACAGCCAAGGAUGGAGGUGCCGGCACUGGGAGCGGGACCGAGGAGGAUUCGGCACCGCGGGACGGCAAGGAGACGGCGCGGGAGGAGGCCGAUCAGCGCCAAAGCGGGGGACAGGCGGGUGAACCCCCCGUCGCUGAGUCCGGUAAAGCCGCGGCGGUGCUCGGAGUGCGGGCGGCGGUGUCGGCAAUCGGCCCGGCAACCAGACCGCGGUGGGGAGAAGCCGCACCGGUGCGGUGA
This is a messenger RNA of Nipponia nippon (crested ibis), 714 nucleotides long. NCBI's taxonomy places the organism in Eukaryota, Metazoa, Chordata, Aves, Pelecaniformes, Threskiornithidae. The record is from RefSeq and is a predicted model, not a curated record.